Molecule: messenger RNA, 2228 nt
Organism: Brassica napus (rape)
Lineage: Eukaryota; Viridiplantae; Streptophyta; Magnoliopsida; Brassicales; Brassicaceae
Exons: 2
Coding region: 330-1289 (319 amino acids)
Source: RefSeq, a predicted model, not a curated record
CUAGGAUAUUAGUUUGUUACAAAUCAUCUAUCUUCUUGUUUGCUUAGAUUAGGAAGGUUUGUGUAUUCUUGGUGUUAUAAGUCUCUAGUUCUCUGUGGAUUCGAUCCUAAAAUGCUACAAUGACAUACCAUUCGAUUGUGGUAUUGUUGGCACAUUAGGUUAAUUGGUGUGUGCUUAAACGCGUAAUCAAUUUGGCGCCGUUGCCGGGGAACUAGUGGAUUUAUCAUUAGGAUUUCAAUCUUUCUUGAGACUAAGCUUUAUUUUCUUAUGUUUUGUUUUGCUUUUGUAUAGCUACUAAUCUUUUAUUCUAGAUUUUCUCUUUUGUAGUGAUGGCUUCAAGCUACUUUGAGAAGCCACAAGAAGAGGAUGACACAUUUGAAGAUCACAUUGAAGAUGAGCCCUAUGUGUUUGUGGAGCCACCACCCUUUGAUAUACGCAUACUCACACCAGACCAAAGGGAUGAGUUGCAUCGGCUUCAGAGAAUGAAAGAGAAUCGGGACAAGACAAAGAGAAACCUAGCACAACUUAUCCGGAUACACCUCAUUAGGGACCGAGCAGAGUUUGAAGAAAGGGAGGUUACCCAGUAUGAGUUAGAUGCUGCUUGUGCCCUUAAUGAGGUAAUGUAUUGGGCUCCACCACUCCAACUGGAAGGUAUAGAAAUUUCCACUUUAAAACUUCAACUCGAGGAAAUAUGCUUGCCUUGUGGUGAGAAUAAUAUCUCUGGUCUUAAUUCUCUUGUGCUCAUGAAUGAAUGUCUUGAUCUGAUAUGUGAAACUAAGAAACUAGAUGAGUUGAGAAUAGAAAAGCUUGUUAGAGAUCAUAUUGAAGUUUGUUUUGACAAGAGCUAUCUAUGUGCUUCAUUUGAUCUUGAAUCUGAGUUUUUCAUUCUUGAUGAACCUAGACCUCUUCUUGAACUUCCUGAUUUAGGGGAUGAACUUGAUGUGGAUAAGCUCUUGCUUGAGAUAGAAAACCCCCAUGCUGAAAACUAUCAUGAGAAUGUGAACAUUGUGUAUUAUUUGAUUGAUGGAGAUAGAGUUGACUACUUUGUUAAAACCUCAUUUGAACAUGUAGUUGAUUUUGUGUUUCCACCUAAUGCUUUUGAUUCUCAUGAUCAUCUGAACCUCAAGGAGCAUUUCAUAACUCAUGUCAUAUCUUUAGUGAAGCUCUUUGAGGAAAAAUCUGUCUAUUUUCUAUGGACAGUAGUGUGCUCCUUUGCAUACUUGGUUCCUUGUUCUUGGAGGAGAAGGACCAAAGGUGCAUUGGCUCAGCCUUUUGAUACUUAUGAUUAGCAAGCACACAAAGUCAAGCUAGAGACUUAAAACAAGCUCACUUGGGAGGAAAUCUCAAGAGUAUCCUUUGUAUAUAUGUGUGAAUGUUUUUAAUAAAUUGUGUGAACUAUCCUUGUUUGUGUGUUUGUUUGUGUGAAUUGUGUGUGAUUUCAGUUUGGAAGGUGCUCAGGAAAAGGAAAGGAUUCAAAAGAGGCUAGGAAAGAAACACAAGUGCUGUGGAGACAUGCUCAUAGCGACAUAUCCAUAGUGACAUGCUCAAGUCGCUACAGUCACAAGGUGUUGGAGAGCACCAUGGAUGAGUUAGAGGACCAUUGGUGGGAUUUUCAGAGGCAUUUGGAGCUCAAAAAGGAGUGUUUAGAGUGGUCAUUGGGCGAGCAAGGCAUGGGAGCGACCAGUCCGGAGCGACACCACCAAGUCGCUCUGAUCACCCUACUGGAGCGACCUUACUAGAGCGACAGGGAAGAGUCGCUCGCGUAUUGAUCACCCGGAGACAACGAAUCCGGAGCGACCUCUCACAGCGACACAGCGAGGUCGCUCCCGAAUCCGGAGAGUGAAAGAUGAACACGGAUGAAAGCCUUAAAAAUCUCUUCUGAAGCUCAAAAUUUGUGGAGACACUGGAAAUUGAGUUAGCUUUCCAAUGGAAGUGGUUUCAAGUCAUUUGAAGCUGUAUUGGACAAGUUAUGAUCGAUUUACUAUAGGUGUAUCAAUCCUUGCCGGGGACCACUUGAAAGUUGAUGGGAUCAACCAACUUCCCACUAUCUUCCACCCACCUUUCCUUUGCACGAUUUUUCCUACUUUUCUGUAUAAUAUUUGCUUUCUUAUUAUCAAAAGAGUGGGCAAGAAACAUAGAAUCUAACUUUGUAAUAAUUUAACUUGUCAAAACUCUCUCUCUUUGAAAUACCAUUGUUCUUGGUGUUCUUGAGUGUUCUUCAUUGUUCA